Messenger RNA from Postia placenta MAD-698-R-SB12, 636 nucleotides. RefSeq lists its product as hypothetical. Bases 1 to 636 code for a protein of 211 amino acids. The transcript has 9 exons. NCBI's taxonomy places the organism in Eukaryota, Fungi, Basidiomycota, Agaricomycetes, Polyporales, Adustoporiaceae. Gene Ontology annotation, cellular component: catalytic step 2 spliceosome. The record is from RefSeq and is a predicted model, not a curated record. Gene Ontology annotation, molecular function: peptidyl-prolyl cis-trans isomerase activity. Gene Ontology annotation, biological process: protein folding; protein peptidyl-prolyl isomerization.
AUGGCUCUCCCGACCCGCGGCCGCGUUAUUAUCGACACAACUGUCGGUGAGAUUGACAUCGAACUGUGGUCCAAAGAAACACCCAAAACAUGCCGUAACUUCCUGGCCUUGGCAAUGGAAGGCUACUACGAUGGCGUCAUAUUUCACCGCAUUGUUCCCGGUUUCCUGGUCCAAACCGGUGACAAGACAGGCACUGGUGCCGGUGGGGAGUCAUUCUAUGGAGAGCCCUUUGAGGAUGAGAUUCAUCCUCGUCUCCGAUACGCCCACCGCGGUCUGGUGGCGAUGGCGAACAACGGGACCAAGAACUCCAAUGACUCGCAAUUCUUCAUUACCCUUGAUCGUGCGGAUGGACUACACGGGAAACAUACCCUCUUCGGGCGUGUAAUAGGCGAUACGCUGUACAAUGUCCUCAAAAUCGGUGAAAUGGAGAUUGGCGAGAAUGAGCGCCCAUUGUAUCCUCCAAAAAUCAAGACGGUGCGCAUCAUCGACAAUCCGUUUGACGACAUCGUCCCUCGCAUAACCGCUGAAGAGAAACGUACACAACAACGAGCCCGAGAGAAAGCACAGCGUGAACGAGAGGAAGAGCAACGGCGGAGAGGGGCGAAGAAGUGCGUCCUUAGGUGUGAUCGGCCGUGA